AUGCUAACGAAUUGUAAUUACUAUCUUGUAGAAGUGAGAAAUAAAAUCUUUAUACCGCAAUUGUACCUGCCCUUAUUAAAAGUAAAAAUUUUUGAUGUACCUUUUUUUGUUCUUCACGUAUCUUCUGCUCGAUCUCACUCAAAUCUUUAUCUACUUCUGUCUUCUACAAGCCAAACAUAAUAAAACUAAAUCAUAAUGAAGGAACUAAACAUAUUAUAAAAUAAAAUAGCAAAUAAGUUGAUAUAUAUUUUUUUAUAUGAAAUAUAAAUUAUAUUUAAAUAAAAAGAAAUAACUUAAAAAAUUAUAAAUAAAUAAAUUAAUAUGUAUGAAGAAAUAAUUAUAUAAUAUUAAAUAUAAUAACUUGAAAUAUUGCUUAUAACUUCUAUCAUAAAAAAUAAAAAUCACUAAGAUAAUAUAUUAAAUACAUUUCACUUAUUAUAUUACAUUUCACUAUACCUCUUUCGUUAACUAUUUUAAGAUGUAUGAUAAUGUAAUAAUAUGCAUUAUAUUACUAAACCUUAAUUUAUAUCAAAUAAUAAUUUCUAUAUCACAAAAAUUAUAGUACACUUAAUUAUUUACACAUCUUAAUAAAAGCAUUAUAUACAAUACAAUAUACAAUUCACAAAUCCAUGUUUCUAAUAUCAUAUGAAAGCAAAGCUGUACAUUCAACAAGCAGAUCAUCUAAACAUAUUAAACUAAAAUUUUAUUUACCUGAGCUUUUAAAUCAUUCAAUCGCUUUUGUGCUUCACCUUUCUGAUUUUCUAAUUGCUUUAAUGUAGCAGCAAGUGUAUCCAAUUCACUCUGCAAACUUUUAAUUUCACCAUUUUUUAUCUUGAUAUCAGCUUCCUUUUGUGCUAUAUCUUGUUCCAUACUUUGCCUUUCUUUUACAAGUUCUGCUAUAUCUUUACUUAUCAUGUCCAAUUCUGGGUUUGAAUAACCAGAAACAUUAUUGUUCUCCUAAAAAUUAAAAUUGAAAAUACUUAUUGAAAAUAAAAUGAAAAAUACAAAUGAAUUCUAUGAAAAAUGAUAAUUUAUACAUGCAAUGACAAAUAUUUUAUAAAUGAUAGGAAUACAAAAAUUAAAUCGAAAUUUAAAUAUCAUCUAUAAUUCGAAAAUAUAAUAUUUACAUUUGUAUAAUUUCAAAUGUCUAAAAACUAACAUUUAAACAUUUUAAUAAUUUAAACACAAAAUAAUUUCAAACAAUUCUAAAAUAUCUUUUAUUGAUAUAAUCCUUUACAAUAAUUGAAAUGCUACAUCGUUUAUAGAAAACUACUGAAUAAUUUAAAUUCAAUACAAUUAUUAUAGAAAGUUAACUUUUUCUUGCUAUUAUUCAUUAAAGAAAUCAUUUUCUGAAAUUUUCCAAUGCAUUAUACAUCCAAUACUAAAUUAGUUUAUAGGUAUAAAAGUACUAUCAUUUAGUGUGUUCAUUAUGAAUUCUUCUAUAUAUUUGCAACGAGUUUUAAGUUUGAUUUUUUCAGGAUCAUCAGUAUCAUAUAAAGAUCGUAAUUUUGCUUUUCUUGCUUCCGUUCGUAGUUGUUUAGCAAAUAUAACAUUUUUUACUUUUUGUCUUUCGAAGGCAACUAUUGGUGAUAUGUUAUUUAUUAUAAGAGGUACAACUUUUAUACAAUCUGCCAUAUCUGAAUGAUUUUUCUUUUUACAUAAUGAACAUAUUUCCAAUGCAUUUAAAUUAUAUUUACCUCCUUUUGACAUAUUUCUUGAUUUUAAUGUAAAAAAAUGAAUUUCAAAUAAAUAAAAAAUUGAAAAUCAUAUGUCAAGUUCCAUAAAGAAUAUAAAUUAAACAGACAUGCAGUUAAAAUUACUGUUGAAUGUUUAUUAUUUACUAAGUAUAAUGUCUAAUUUUAUAAUAGGAAUAAAUUUAUGGAAAAAAUACGAUGAACUUCGUAAAAAAAUAAAUAAAAAAUUGAAUAAACAAAAAGGUAAUAAUUUUUGUCAUCUUUUAGCAAAAAUGUAAUAGUCUUUUAUUUUAUAUAAAGAGAGUGAACUUCUCCUUGAUGUUAAUGACUAUGAAUAUCCAAGAGCAAAUGAAACACUUAGAAAGAUACAUAAAGAAUUGUGGCAGGAAUAUUAUGAAUGUUUAGAAAAGACAUAUAACAAAAUUGGAUCAGAAAAGAUAAUGUAUCCAAUAGCGUUUGAAGCUCUAAAAGGAACAUUAAUCAAAUUAAAAUGUCAAAUAUGUAUCUCUCCAAUAGAAAUAUAUACUAGUGAAGAUAUAAAUUGGUAUUUCAAUAAUACUUUUAGUAAUGAAACAAGUAAACUUAUAGAUGAAUCAGAUAAUGUAUUCAUUUCUUCAGAAGACAGAUCAUUAAUAAUACAUGACAUUAAGAAGUUUUUGCAGUCUAAACAAGCUGGACAAUACUGGUGUCAAUAUGGAGAUACAUUAUCAAUAUAUUAUUAUAUAUCUAUUGAUACCGAUGUUAAAGGAGUAAAAACUGUAUAUCCUGCCACAGCACCCAAUAUGCCCCAUCCAAUACCACCAAAAGUUGUAUCAGAAUAUAAUUUAAAUAUUUAUACAACGUGGACUAAAUGGUCUCUCUGUUCUAAAUGUAAUGCAGUUGGUAAAAAAAUUCGGUACGGAUACUGUACUCUUUCUUCACAUCCAAAUGUCAAGAAAAAUAAAAUAAGUGAAAAACAAUUUCAAGAUUAUAAACGACAAACUACAGAAAACGAACAAAAUAAAAUAAUGGAAACUACAAUUCAAAAUCAAAUUAUAGAUAAAAGUGUGACCGAUAAAAUUAAAAUGAUUUUACGUGUAUUUAGAAAUAAAAUACCUUGUAAAAGUAAAUAUUUGCCAAAAGCUUUAAAUAUUUCAGAUAUUAAAGAUAGAAAAACAGAAAUUAUGGUGCGCUAUUGCAAGAUAAAGUGUCCACAAAAUGUAAUCUUCGAAGUACGAGAUAAGAAGGGAAACGUGAUUGAAAGUGCAAAUAACAGUGCUGGUAUAUAUUCUAUGGUUCAAGGAAUGCCCACUCUAUCGCCACCAGUUAUACGUACGACGAUUUAUCAAAAAUAUGAUAAAAAAACAGUUCUUAUAUGCCCAGGAAGUUUAAAUAUCAAUAUACCAAUUACUUGGAAAGUGGAUGACAAAAUUUUAAAUCCAUCUAUUGUUCAAGAUCAAUCUGAAGGAAGAAUUUAUUUUAAUUCACAAAUGCAUAUAAUUUUCAAAUCAUUAAAAUUUCAAGAUACGAAUAUCUAUAGUUGUUGGCAAAGAAAUGAAAUCGUUGGUGUAAUAAAAUUAAAUGUAACUGGAGAAAUAGAAUUACAAACGAAUUAUAGUAUAGUUAUGGUUGGUGGAAUGUUAAUAAUUAUUGUAUUUAUGAUUGUGUUUUGGAGAGCAUUUCAAGGUCGUAAACAUACCUUUAUCGUAUCCAAACCAGCCAUACUCUUUACUGAAGGUACAUUAGGUAAAGGUGGAAUAGGUGGUGGUACUGUUGUAAUUACACUCAUUGGUGCAGGAGAUUUUGGUACUGGUGUUAUAGAAUCUUUCCUUUUUCCUGGUGGCAUUAACUCUGGUGGAAGUACACUUGGUAUAUAUCCAUUCGAAGGUUGCAAACUAUCAAAAAGUUGGUCAUAUUUGGCUCUUUCUGAAGGUUUAAUAGACCAGUCUCCAUUACUAACAGAUGUUAUUACUGGUACAUUUACCAUUUUUGGAGGUGGCAAUUCUAUAUUUAAAUUUGACAUACUAAGGUCUCUUCCUGCUUGGGCCAAUGCACAAAGUUUCAGAGCAACAAAAAGACCAGACUUGUCUAAUGAUCCACGAGAUUGUGGAUCUGCCAUAUCCCAUAUCUUACUUAAUACAACAUCACUCAGCUGGGAUUUCUUAAGGAAUCUCGCAGCUUCCAUCGCACCAAUUCGUCCAUAUCCAUUUGGGUCCACCUUUAAAUAUAAUUAA
This is a messenger RNA of Heterotrigona itama, 3907 nucleotides long. The record is from the annotation of a GenBank genome assembly. Lineage: Eukaryota; Metazoa; Arthropoda; Insecta; Hymenoptera; Apidae.